UAUUCAGCAGCAAAAGCAAAAAAGAACAGCGCUGGAUCAUGCUGGGGUAUUUCUUGUUCUUCUCACGAAGUCGUGGACUGUUAUGUCCAGGCCCGCUCCUCCUCCUGCUGUUAAAUCCUCUGCUCGCCAGAGCAGUGGACAAUUUCGUCAGCGCAGUGUCUACCUCCAAGAGGACAUCAAGUUCGGCUCCUGCUGCCCCAUCCUCAUCUACUUCACAGUCGAAUGUUGCUCCGCUGGUAGUACAACCUUCUACCUACGCGGAAGUAAUCCCAAAAAUCCGGCAGAGAUUGGUCACAGGUGGAGAAGAAGAAGGCGAAGGUGAACCCCAAGCCGGCACAGAGCUGCUUUUCCUUCCGCACACGACCCUGUAUGUGUAUGAUGUGGAACCAUUUUUCGAGAAACUUGUUGCUAGAAGUACUUUGAUGGUGGACCCCAAGAAGAACGACGUGGAGCAGAACAAGAAGAAGAACAUCAAGCAAAAGCAAAAAAAUCACGACAACAGCCGGAAAAGAAGGAGCCAGAGCGAGAGGAGGACCGAGGAAAAACUAGAAACCGUUGUAGCGCAGUACAAGGCCCUGAUAGCCAACCCCAGCGAAGUCCUCCCCCCGGAUACGGAAUUCCCCGGUCGGAGCAUCUUAUUGUAAGAAAAAAUCGCCCCUCCCCAUAUCGAAAAGAAAAUUUGUGAUGCUGAUUUGUGACCAAAGGUCAGCCUUGUCUUGCGUACAAGGCAAGCGACAUCCAUGUGGCGCAUUGCACAGCGAGGCUGUCAUGCGUUUUCGCCUCUGGCAGACUUGUUUCUCAUACUCAGCUGCUAGCCGGAUGCGUACCCAAAUAGGGUUGGAACAUGCCGACAAGCUCUUGCUGCAAUACAGGCUUCAUUUGUGUACACAAAUCCAGCAACACAAAUUGUCUUUAUUUGGAUAUGUGGUGGGGGCUUUUUUCUUUUUCACUUUGAUGCAUCUUCGACAAAAACUAUGGGUUGGUGGCGGAGUUUGCGCGAAAAAAACGCAUCACCAACAAUCCGGGAACAGCUGACCUUUUUUUUUUUCCCCUCUGGCCCGAGGCGCUGUGUUUGCUGUCCAAGAGGAUAGACAGCGGGAAUACUAAAGCAGAUGAACUAGUACUAGCUGGGGGAGAGGAAAAUGAAAAUCAUCUUCUUUCCGGGCAGGAAAUUACUGCCCAGCAUCGAAAGUUGUCUUCCUUUUUUACACUUGACCUGGACCCGGCGCAGCUGCCCGCGAGCUCGUGGUAUGCAAUGCAAAAGCAUCGUACUAGUAUACAUUGCAUGACAAAUUAGCCCAGCAUUACAAAUUGAAUCUGUAAUGCUGAUUUACCUUGAAAAAGAGGUUUGUAAUGCAUAAACGCGAUUACUACGAGUACGAGUGCGAUUUGCACAGGAUACCUGGUUUGUCUGCGACCUUGCCAAGGCCGCGCUGGAAUUUUUCCGGGAGCAGCUUGCUUAUGAGGGUGCACGACUCCUCCUCCCCCUCAUUUGUGAUGGAAAAACCCAAAUCCUCGUCUUGUCUGUAAGCACAGUUUGCAUGAUGACAAAUUUUAGAACCACAAACAGCACAACAAAUUGUGUGUGGACUUGUCAUGCGCAGGCUCCAUUGAAUUUGAAGCUGGCGUCUGUGUAGUUGCUGCUCUUGCUCAUACCAUACAAAUGAAGGGGAGGGGGAGUUGUGCAACUUCAUAUUGCUUCCAUCGAAACCAGAACCCGACGCGAUACGGCGCACGACUUGCUGCCCAAGCAUGUCUGGUACGCCGAGCGCGUCGUGGAUUUUUCGGCCAUUGCGCCGCCGAGCGGACAGGAGUGGCUUUUCUCGCCCGAGCACCCGUAUGCCAUGACCAUUCCGGACAUCGUGCAGUCGGGAAUCCUGCUCACCAUGGAAGACCGAACGGCACAUUACCACGAGCGGCUUUACCGCACGCGGCGGUCCAUCAUCAUCCCCAGCUUUGUGAACGCCACGGCGUGGUGGAGUGAGAGUGAGGCGGGGCCGACGGGCGGUAGUCGUUCGCAUCUUCUUUUCGGCAAAAUUGCUCCUAGUUCCCUCCGAAAUAAGAUGAAGAAGCAGUACCUGCUCAGCUUCGCUGGUUCCAUGAAGCUGACCGGCUGCCAUCUGGCCAAGGAACGGUGUGGCAACCUGAGAUAUGGCGUUCUCAAAUGUUACAUUCUCAACUGUUACAUGAUUUGUAAUGCAAAAGCACAAUCAAAAUCGACAUGAUCAAACUGCUUCGCAUGACAAAUUCUCGAAGAGCCAAACAGCCUGGAAUCUGUGCCAGAUCUGUCAUGCAAGACGCGCAAGGUCAGCCCUUUCACUUUUGCCAUUCCUGCAUCACAAAUUCAUCUAACAGUUGAGAAUGUAACAGUUGAGAGCGCCAUAUGAGAUCGCCGGAAAUUCGGCAGAAGCUGCGCGCGACCAUUGCGAAGCACGAAGACGUUGAUGGGGAAAGAACUGAAAGCGCCCUUCGUGUUGGUGAAGUGGAUUCGGGUGGUGGCGGUCACAUGGACCUGCUCGACACUUUGGACUUGGCCCCCACGACGGAAGGGCAAGAAGAUGUUGGCUCCUCUAGAAGUACUCAAUAUGGAUUGCAAAAAUGUCUGGGUCUCGAAGAAUGCAACUUCUGAUGCUAUUUUUGGAAUCUAAAAAAAUCUGUAUUGCAUGAGCAGCGAGAGGCGUCCAGUUUUUGCUCCGCGGAGAGGGGAUUUCUCAUGCGGGAUAGGCAUCAAGAUGCCCGCAAAAAUUUGUGAUGCUGGGUCAUACAUCACAGACAUCACGGGUCAUGCAAAAUAUGCAUGACAAACCUGGCAAUCUUCCAGACAUUUUUACAUUUGAUACUCAAAGGAGUACAACAACUUCAUCAUCAUCGUCAGCAUCAGCUGCUUCUUUGCAAGAACUCUCACAACUCCCGUCCAAGUGGCUGGACCUGGAGCAUGGUUACAAGCAUUUUUAUGCAUUGCAAAGGUAUCGUACUACGUGUGAAUUGCAUGACAAAUUUUGGCAAGAAGGAAAGUGGAAUUUGUAAUGCUGUUUUUCCGUAAGAAAAAUAUUUGUCAUUCAUAUUUGCAAUUAGUACGAGUACGAUACUUUUGCACAGGAUAGUUUUGGGACAAGCGCGAUCGACGCGAUGAAGAACCUGUACCAGUUAUCGAAAGGAAAAACUCCCCCUCCCCAUAUUGAAAGGUAUGUUUCCGAAAAUUUGUGUUGCUGAUUUGAGGUCACAAAUCACAUUUGUCUCGCAAGAAGAGAAGGGCAGAAGCUUCCGUCCCAUUAUGGAAGCGAUUUGUCACGCUGUUGGGCCUAAAGGGGAGCCGUUUGCAAUGCUGAACAACUAGACCCAUGCGCCCCUACCUAGCCUGGGGAUCUGGCCGCAAUGCCUUCCUGCAGUACAAAGCUGAUCUGUGUACACAAAUCCAGCAUCAGAAAUUCCGUUUUGAUAUGGGGAGGGGGCAUUUUUCCUUUCGAUGCCAGAAAUCCGUCUUCUGUGCAAUCGUUCCCGGCGAUGCGAUAUGCAUUGCAAAUUAUAUCGAUCUGGGUCUGGAAACUUGUGAUGCUAGUUUGUGGCUUGUGGACUUACCCCAAGAAUACGCAGCCACGCAUAACAAGUUUCUGGGUUCCUUUGUCUUUCGCUUUCCGCAUGGUAAACAUAUUAAACUGCACUUUCGCAUGACAGGCAAGAGGGCUUUCCCUGCUCACUCAUUACAGAUUCCACUCUCAUGUGAGUAGACAAGCGCGACAGACCUGCAUUCCUCCAGACGCAGACAUUUUUGCAAUUGAUACGCGAGAAGCACGCGCAGGUUGUUCUCCGUUUUGGUCUCAUCCGACUGCAUCCCAGUCUUAAUUGACGACGAGCUUUAUCAAAAGAAAAAAGUUCGUCACGAUCACUCAUGGGCAACAUUUCUGCAAUACAAAAAAUGCCUGUCAUGCGUAAAAAUGCAUCACAGCCAAACUUCAUACGGGAUUUCCCUUAGUUUUUCUGCAAUACAAGAAAAAGCUGUGAUGCUAAAAAAUUUGUAUAAUCGUGACGCAAAGCCUCCAAAUUAGUCGUGACUGUGGCGAACGCGAACUUUUUUCUCUCCAUAAGCUUGGGCUGCCGUUCAACAGCAGAUUUGGCAGGAGCUCGAAUACCGUUAGGACGGCUCCCGAUUUUGUUCCGCACGUGGCUCAACACCUCGAGGAUAAAGAUGACCAUGAAGGUCGUCCCCCAUCUGAAAAUAAAAUACCGAUGACAGCAUCAGCAUCAUCUUCGCCGGCCGCCACUUCCUGGACGUCGUGGGAUUGGGACGACGAAAUUCUAAUCCGCAUUCCGGAAAAACGAUUUCUGAAUGAGGAGCUCAAUCUCCAAAACCAAGGAUCGUCGCAAAACAGAAACGCAUCCCCCUUCGACCUGGUCCAGUACCUCCAAACCGAAAUUCUCCCUGACUCCACGAAAAUGCGAAAGCUGCAGUAUCGCAAGAAAAAUGUGUUUAUACAUUUUUUUACACAUUGUGUUGCAGGCCAAACAAGUCACGUAAGCCGUUCCAUGCCGGAUAUGCCUAGGAGCCUGGUUUUAGUACGUGUUUUCCCGUAACAGGAUUUCUGCAUUACAAGUUUUCUCGCAACUCUCUCAUGUAGAGGAAUUUGUCUUGCUGAAUUCAAAUUGACGAACGAAAAAUCAGUGCAGCGUAAAUGAAAAUGUAAACACCUUUUUUCCAUUUGAUCUCCAAGCCGGUCUCCAGAGCGUGAAAAAGGCGCUCUGCUACCAGCCGGACAGCCACUGCGAGCGCAACCUGAACCGCUACGCGGGGGAAAGUUUCCAUUAUCAAAUGUAAAAAUGUCUGGAUCUGGAAGAAUGCAACCUGUCAUGCUAAAUCUGAAGCAUGCAAAAAUCUGUGUUGUAUGAUUACCAAAAGUCGUCCAGUUUUGACCAAGUCGGGAGGGAGUUUCUCAUGCAGGAUAGGGAUGAGAGAGAUCGCGCAGAAUCUGUCAUGCUAGGUCCUCCAUUACAGAUCAUAUGGGCCAUGGAAAACCUUCAUGACAAGUCUAGCAAAGUUCCAGACCCAGAUAUAUUUGCAUGUGAUAUCCAUGCAGCCGCAGCAAAAGUGCUGUUACGGGACGAGUUUUCCGGUGGGGCGAUGUCGUUCAUCGUGCGGGAGCUGAUGACAACACCUGUCGUGCAGCCUGUGGCGCAGACGAGGACCACCAUGACAGGAAGUCAAAAUGUUGUGCAUUCGCCGGUAAAAACAAGGACGAGCGGUGCAACUACGAGAACAACUACAGGCGACGAUCGUAGCUUCGCCGAAAAACAAUUCAACCAAGGAGAAGAUAUUUCAUCUGAAGCGGUCGAAGAUUACGACAGUGGACUUUAUUAUCUCACGGGCGGAAUGUACCGCUAUGAGGAAUGAAAGUCAAAGUCAAAGUGACCUAUCAACUUUGGUGUCCUCUAAAAAUGCGCCUCGGUGCAGAGCAACCGACCUCACUGUCUCUGUGUCAUCAUGAUGACGCAUUGACGACGCUCGUUCCUCGUUCGUUCGUAGCGGCAGCUAGACCUAGACACAACCACAAGUGAUAAAAACACGCACAUUGAGAAUGACGUUGAGGGACCACGAGCAUUGAAAUGCACAAAGAAAGAAACUGCAUUUUUCGUUAUCAGUUUGCAACUGUUUACGAAGAUUAAGAUACUCCCAGGCAUUGGGCAGAAGUACCAAAACCAAAUCCGGACUGCAUUCAUCUGCUUGUGCUUGACAUUUC
Amoebophrya sp. A120 is the source of this 5732-nucleotide messenger RNA. The record is from the annotation of a GenBank genome assembly. NCBI's taxonomy places the organism in Eukaryota, Dinophyceae, Syndiniales, Amoebophryaceae.